GCUGUCAGGAGCGCAGGAUGGCCAUGGAUAAAGCCGAAAACCCGCCGCUGUAGGAGCGAUCGGGCCACCCCCGAGCCGAAAAACAGGCAGAUAAAGUUUAUACUCCCCCGCUGCUGCAAAGACCGAUUCGGCGGAGGGCUCACUCCGGUCCCUCCCUGUUAGAAGAAAUGUGGCUAAACCCCGAUGAAGUUCUGCUCAAAAAUGUGCUGAAACUCUGGGUGACCGAGAGGAGCAACGACUUCUUCCUGCUGCAGAGGAGGAGAGGCCACGGCGAGUCCAACAGCAGGAUCACAGGGCUCCUGGUGGGGGCGCUUGACAAUGUUCUGGACUCCACUGCCAGGGUCACUCCCUUUCGCAUCCUCCUCCAAGUUCCCGGCUCCCAGGUCAGCUGGAUCAUUGCCAGUGGAGCUGCCAUAGAAGAGGUGAACAAGCACUGGGACUGGCUGCUCCACAACCUGCUUCACUCUCUGUCUGUGUUUGAGAACAAGGAGGAUGUUGCCAGCUUCGUCAAAGGAAAAGUCAAGGGCCUUAUCGCCGAGGAGGUUCAGGGACGCCAGGCGGCCCAGGAGGACGACCCGGGGAAGUUCAGGGAGGCGCUCCUGAAGUUUGAGGUUCACUUUGGCCUCCCCACGUCAGAGAAACUGGUGACGUACUACUCCUGCUGCUGCUGGAAGGGCCGGGUGCCUCGGCAGGGCUUUCUCUACCUCAGCAUCAACCACAUGGCCUUCUACUCCUUCCUGCUGGGGAAGGAAGUCAAGUUUGUGAUUCCCUGGGCAGAGGUGACACGGUUGGAGCGGGUCUCCAUCGCUUUAAUGCCGGAGGCAAUUCGGGUCACCACACGGCAGCGGCAAAGGGAGUUCUCCAUGUUCUUGAACCUGGACGAGGCGUUCGGAGUCAUAGGUCAGCUGGCUGACAUUGCCCUGAGGCGGCUGCUGGACAGCAAAGGCCUAGAGCUGGACCGAGUGCUGCAGCAGCCCGCACGCAUCACCAAAAGGUCAGUGCCGGUUCAGGUUUUGUCCAUAGAGAAAGCAGACAGCACCAGCGCGCUGCCCAACCCUGUCAUAGUGAGUAUUCGGACUAAAAAGGCCUUCCAGCUGAUUGAGCUGAACGACAGAGACGAGCUGGUUGAGAACAUGAACUCCAGACUUCGAGCGCUGCAGUGGAAACGGUCCAUGUUCCGCAGCAGGAAAGAGGGCAAGAGGAGCGUGAGCUCCCCAACACCUUACUACACCUUCUAUUAUGACACCGGGUACUCUGAUGAAGAAGAGAUAGAGGAGCAUGUCCUGCGCAACACUGUCAACAGUGAAGCUCUCAUGACGGCCUUCCACCAAAACCAACCAGGAACCAACGGCAACAAGAGCACGGAUCAGGUGAAGGAGCGGCUGUGGGAGGAUCAUUUCUCUGAGUUCGGACGUGGCGUCCACAUGUUUCGCACAGAGAAGAUCCAAAAGCUUGUGGCCAUGGGGAUACCAGAGUCACUGCGAGGGGAGCUGUGGAUGAUAUUUUCAGAUGCAUCCUCUGACCUAGGGUCCCAUGAGGGCUACUACGCCAGCUUGGUGCAGAAAUCAAUGGGCCAUAACAACCUGGCCACAGAGGAGAUCGAACGGGACCUGCACCGCUCACUGCCAGACCAUCCCGCUUUCCAAAACCCAACGGGCAUUGCUGCACUCAGGCGCGUCCUCACUGCGUAUGCUCACCGCAACCCAAAGAUCGGAUACUGUCAGUCUAUGAACAUCCUGGCAUCGGUGCUGCUGCUGUAUGCUAAAGAGGAAGAUGCCUUCUGGCUGCUGGUGGCCGUGUGUGAAAGAAUGCUGCCCGACUACUUCAAUCGCAGGGUCAUAGGCGCUCAGGUGGACCAGUCGGUGUUCGAGGAGCUCAUCAGGGAGCGUCUGCCAGAGCUGGCUGAACAGAUUCCAGACCUUUCCACCCUCUCCUCUGUGUCCCUGUCUUGGUUCCUCACCCUGUUCCUGAGCGUCCUGCCGUUCCACAGCGCCGUCUGCGUAGUCGACUGCUUCUUCUUCCACGGAAUCAAAGCCAUCCUCCAGCUUGGUCUGGCUGUGCUGGAGGCCAAUGCUGCGGAGCUUUCGUCCAGCACAGAUGACGGGCAGGCGCUUAUGAUUCUCACAGGUUUUCUGGACCAGGUUGGAAAUGUAGAGUGCCCCGGUUUUCCGUCCUCCUCGCCUGCUGCAGAGGAAUCUAGCUGCAGUGUCGCUAAGAGGCACACAAACAUCACCGACCUCAUCAAUGACUCCUAUAUCAAAUUCGGAGACCUGACAGUGCGGCAGAUUGAGCAGCUCCGCUGUCGGCACAGAAUCCAGGUGCUCCAGGCACACGAAGACACCACCAAAGAAAAUGCGCUCCUCAGUCCUCCUGCCUGUGACCAGGACUCGAGUCGUUUUUACCCUCGAUGUAUGAAAGACGCUUGA
Neolamprologus brichardi is the source of this 2426-nucleotide messenger RNA. NCBI's taxonomy places the organism in Eukaryota, Metazoa, Chordata, Actinopteri, Cichliformes, Cichlidae. The record is from RefSeq and is a predicted model, not a curated record.